Thlaspi arvense is the source of this 372-nucleotide messenger RNA. The record is from the annotation of a GenBank genome assembly. Lineage: Eukaryota; Viridiplantae; Streptophyta; Magnoliopsida; Brassicales; Brassicaceae.
AUGGAAGCUACAUCACAGCCGUUUAUGUCUCAGAGUUACCUUACCGCUCAAGAAACCGCGACAAGGGCAACGAAAAAUUACCUAACUUCGCUCCAUUCGACCCGAAAGCAACCUUCAAAGCCCUUGAAAAGGCCUGCAACAUCAUCUCCUUUACAGCCAAUGCAUCCCCAAGUUUACCGUGUCGAGCCAGUAAACUUCAAAGAGUUGGUUCAGAGGCUCACCGGUGCACCUGAGCAUGAGGCUGUGGCUAAACCGCUUGAGAGUUUGGAUGAUGCAGCAAAGGAAAGUUCUUCGUCGUUUGCGUUUGAUCUAUCAUCGUCGCCAUGGAGAGAUUUAUCACUUCAAAAUCCUGCAAAUCUCUCCAGAUGGUAG